Molecule: messenger RNA, 1482 nt
Organism: Cornus florida
Lineage: Eukaryota; Viridiplantae; Streptophyta; Magnoliopsida; Cornales; Cornaceae
Product: ribulose bisphosphate carboxylase small subunit, chloroplastic 3-like
Exons: 3
Coding region: 689-1195 (168 amino acids)
Source: RefSeq, a predicted model, not a curated record
AGCCCACAGCUCAAUCAGCUAAUGCACUGUGUCUGAUCAAUUGAAUUAAGGUGCACUUUGAGCUUCAUUGAUGGAGACUGUUAAUUAGUUUAUUGGUGGAAUCAGGCACUUCUUGGAAGCUACUUCUGGAUACCACCACUAUAGCAAGUGCAUUGAUCAAAUUGACUUGCAAUCAACAAUCAGACAAGAUAGUUUCUGUUUGGCAAGGAAGAAAUUGCUGGGAAAUCAUCUCCGAGUCUAGAUGAAGAGUAAUGAUACAUGGCUGAUGUGGGACCUACCAGCCCCUCUCGCAUUCGGUUUUGGAUCUUUGGUUCACAAACCAUUCCCCUUAUUUGAAACAGUUGGAGAUAUGUGACAGAACUACCCAAGUGGCACCAUUCUGUGGUGGGUCCUAAAACGGUCUGUGUGUUCCAAGGGAACUGUGGGCGCUGAACGAAAUCAAAAAGCAGGAGCUGGUGAUGAAAACAAAGCUAUAAUGCCUAACAAAACUCUCCCCACCUUGUACUCAUCUCAAUACCCCCUUUCACCCUAACAAAUUAUACGUCAGGCCACGAUCACCCACACUCUCUUUGUCUUUUUCUCUAACCAUUUCCUCCAUCAACAUAAAUUAAACUAUUAGUCACUUGUGAUACCACCUUGUGUGCUGUUUCUUUCCCUCGGUUUUCUCUUGAAACCCGCUCAGAGAAGUAUGUCUGCCGGUGUCUUCUCUGCCCCAGUUGCCGGUUCCGGCUAUAUUGGCUUGAAACCCAACCCGUCAAAGCUUUUUCCUGUGAAGGAUUCGAUAGGAUGGAGCCGGAAAACCAUCUCAAACGGCUCUAAAACUCACUGCAUGAAGACAUGGAAUCCAAUUGAUAACAAGAAGUUUGAGACACUCUCAUACCUCCCACCUCUCUCUGAUGAUUCGGUCGCAAAGCAGAUUGAUUACAUGAUCAAAAACGAAUGGAUCCCUUGCCUUGAAUUUGAUGCGGUGGGGCAUGUGUACAGGGACAAUAGCCAAAUUCCAGGUUACUAUGAUGGGAGGUAUUGGACUCUGUGGAAGCUGCCUAUGUUUGGGUGCAAUGACUCCUCUCAAGUCCUGAAUGAGAUUCAUGAGUGCAAGAAGGCAUACCCAAAUGCUUAUAUUCGCUGUUUGGCAUUCGACAACAAGCACCAGGUUCAGUGUAUGGCCUUUGUCAUUCAAAAACCCACCUCCUGAGUGCUCUGAAGAUUCACUCACCCUUCAUCUACGAAGAGCACUUAGUGUUUCACUUUUCUCUAUUUUAAUCCUUUUAUUCCUUCGUUGUCUGUCCUUUUCUUUGGCAAUAAUUUAUAAUUGACUCGUUGUGGAGGGAUCUUUUAAGGUUUUAAUUGCAAUAAUUACUUACUACAAGUUGUUUGUGUAUGUCACAUUAUAAUAGCCCAUUGUUUUGUGGCUUCUAACCCCUUGUUUUGGAAAAGCAACGUUCUCUCCAAGAGAGAGAAUGAAAAAGUCUUUCGCCACAA